This is a messenger RNA of Fraxinus pennsylvanica, 2205 nucleotides long. Lineage: Eukaryota; Viridiplantae; Streptophyta; Magnoliopsida; Lamiales; Oleaceae. The record is from the annotation of a GenBank genome assembly.
AUGUAUGAGGGCGUGAAGAUCGAUAUGAAAAGUGUAGGAAACAUGAAUGAUGAUGAACUUGAGAUGUUACUGGGCGAGAUCCCUCAUGCAACAUCAUCAUCGAAUCUUCAUCAUACACAUAGCAAUGUCCAUCAUCAUAGUCUUGUUGAUCAUACAUCACACAUGACACAGAAAAUGAAUGUUCAUGGUAUAUAUGAUGAUGAACUGUUGAGGCAUAAAUAUGCAUGUGCAUCUUCCCCUGCCAGUGGGUUCUCAUUACAAUCUGACGGCUCUUCCUCAAGCUUGUUCUCUGGUGGGCGUUCGUUUUCUGACAAUGGAUCGCCAACUACACCCCAAUUUGGAGAACUGAAGCCCCACCUGGUUUCUGGCAGUGGAUUCUGGUUAGAUUUCAACAAGGCGAAUAAAGUUAAUACAGUUGAUGGAUGGAGUUUAUCGAGCAAUUUUAGUAAAAUGUACAUUAGUAAUGAGCAAGAAGAUGGUUCAGUGUCCCCAAUUGGUUUUCAAUCUCGUGAUCAGUCUGUGGAUGGGUUUAAUGCCUAUAGAAGGGACUUUUCGGAAUAUAGAGGAUUUAAUGCCUCUGUUCCAAGAAAUCCUAAGAAUUUUGAUGGUGAGAUGGUAUCUUCAUUGAUGGCAAUGCCGCCUGUCUUUAAAAUGGAUAAUUUAUUUGGAUCCCGGUAUUCUCCUGGUGCAUCUGAAGGAUUAUUUGCUCAAACAGAUUGUAGUAAUUCAAGUCCUCAAUUUUAUAAUAAUGCACAGGCUGGAAAUUAUUUUCCGAUGGGAAUUUCAACAUCAAAGCCAUCUUCCACUUUAAAAAGGCCUUCAUUUGUUGAUUCUUCGUAUUAUGCUUCACAAAAUGGGACGAAUCUGAUCCAAGACAGAGAUCAAUUUCAUUCACCCUACAUGCUUCAAUUGGCUCAGCUAACUCCUCAAUUUAAUGUGGAAAAUUUACUCCAUUGUCAGCAACCCAUGCCUAAUGGAAGAAAUAGAUUACCUUCAUGUGUUAGAGUGCCUCAAGGGGGUGUUGAAGUCUUUGCCGGAGAGGACAGUUUAAUCCUUCAAGGGGACGGUUUAAAUAAUGCAAUUAACAUAGGAUGUGGUCGUCCCAAAGUACAAAAUACUAUGGGUUUCAUGCAUGGGAGUGGCACCGGUAAGGCUCGAGAAAUCGCUGGUGUUCAAGAAAGUGGCUUGACUGCAAAAAUACAUUGCCCCUUCUCCUUUCCAUCAAAGUGUUGCUCUCUGACAGAAGCUCAAGGACAUAUAUAUCACAUAGCGAAAGAUCAGCAUGGUUGCCGAUUUUUGCAACGGAUAUUUGAUGAAGGGACUCCUCGAGAUGUACAGAUAAUAUUUAGUGAGAUAGUUGAUCAUGCAGCUGAACUCAUGACAAAUCCAUUUGGGAAUUACCUUAUGCAAAAACUGUUGGAUGUGUGCAAUGAAGAACAAAGUACUCAGAUUCUUCUUAGGGUGACAGAGGUACCAGGGGAUCUUGUUAGGAUCUCUCUGAAUACACAUGGCACUCGAGUGGUCCAAAAGUUGAUUGAGACACUCAAAACAAGGCAACAAAUUUCGCUAGUUAUUUCAGCCCUUGAGCCAGGCUUUCUUGUCCUCAUUAAAGACCUAAAUGGUAAUCAUGUUGUUCAGCGAUGCUUGCAAUGUUUUACCAAUGACGAUAGCAAGUUCAUUUUUGUUGCUGCUGCAAAGUACUGUGUUGAUAUUGCAACACAUCAACAUGGAUGCUGUGUUCUGCAACGCUGCAUCAGCCAUUCAACUGGAGAACAUUGGGAGAACUUGGUUACAGAAAUUUCUGCAAAUGGGCUUCUACUUGCUCAAGAUGCAUAUGGAAAUUAUGUUGUUCAAUUUAUUUUGGAGCUCAAGAUCCCAUCUGUCACAUCCAAAUUGACAUCUCAGUUUGAGGGUAACUAUGUACAUCUCUCUACCCAAAAAUUUAGUAGCCAUGUCGUUGAGAAAUGUCUUGUGGUAUGUAAUGGUGAAUACCGGUCAAAGAUCAUCCAUGAAUUGCUCACUGCAACUUAUUUUGAGCAGUUGCUUCAUGAUCCACAUGCAAAUUAUGUUGUUCAAACAGCUCUCCAGGUUUCUGAGGGUCCGCUUCAUAAUUCUUUGGUUGAUGCAAUUGAGUCUCACAAGGCAAUUUCAGGUCACAGUCCCUAUUCCAAGAGGAUUUUCUCUCACAAGCUUUUGAAGAAGUGA